This is a messenger RNA of Gossypium raimondii (Peruvian cotton), 1320 nucleotides long. Its product is annotated as protein STAY-GREEN homolog, chloroplastic. Lineage: Eukaryota; Viridiplantae; Streptophyta; Magnoliopsida; Malvales; Malvaceae. The transcript is spliced from 4 exons. The coding region runs from base 271 to 1017 and encodes 248 amino acids. The record is from RefSeq and is a predicted model, not a curated record.
AUUCCAAUCAAUGGGAUCUUCAAGUUGGCUUACCAUACAAGCAAAAUCAAAAGCUGAAAGCAAACAAAAGUUGCCAAAGUUUCCAAGUCUCACUCUCCUUUUUUCUUUGUUCCUCUCUUUCUUUUUGGCUAAUAAUACUCUAUCUAGUACCUAUUUAUCUUGGUUUACUGUUUUGGGGUUUAGCCGUUUAGUAGUAUUUCAUUGUUGAAUAGUUUUUCUUGGUUGGGGGGUGCUGCUUCUCUCCAUCAAAGUUGGAGAUUCAAGAUUAACAUGGGAACUUUGAGUUUUGCUCCGAUUCUGCCUACAAAGCCAAGACCUUCAGUCUUUGAACAAAACAAGUCUCCUUUUGUUUCAAGAAGAAGAUCCAAGAAGAAGAAUCUACCUAUUGUUCCUGUAGCAAGGUUGUUUGGGCCAGCUAUAUUCGAGGCAUCAAAGCUAAAAGUUCUGUUUUUAGGAGUGGAUGAGAAGAAGCACCCAGGGAAGCUUCCCAGAACUUAUACACUUACACAUAGUGAUAUAACAUCGAAACUUACCUUAGCGAUCUCACAAACCAUUAACAACUCUCAGUUGCAGGGUUGGGCGAACAAAUUAUACAGGGACGAAGUAGUGGCUGAAUGGAAGAAAGUGAAGGGAAAAAUGUCACUACACGUCCAUUGUCACAUAAGCGGAGGCCAUUUCCUCUUGGACUUGUGUGCUGGACUUAGAUACUUCAUCUUCUGCAAAGAACUACCCGUGGUACUGAAGGCGUUUGUCCAUGGAGACGGGAAUCUGCUAAAGAACUACCCAGAAUUACAGGAAGCAUUGGUAUGGGUUUAUUUUCACUCAAACAUUCCGGAAUUCAACAAAGUAGAGUGUUGGGGUCCACUAGUGGAAGGUGGGUCCCAACAAGGAGGGAAAAAGCAAGAAAUAUUGGCAAGUAACUGGGAAUUGCCUCAUCCAUGUCCAGACAACUGUGACUGUUGUUUUCCACCGAUGAGUUUGAUCCCAUGGUCACAAGAGCUUCCCCACCAAAAUUAAAAACAUCAUGGGUCCCAGUCAACUGCAGCGGUUACGUCUACUAAUCUGGAAAGUUGAUAUUUAAUUUCAAAAUUAUAAGAUCAUUGCUUACCAUUCAUUUAUAGUAAACAUGUGUGUUGUCAAGAUGUAAAUAUACAAAAGUCAAUUUUCUUAAAAUACUUCACUUCAAGUAAUAGAUCUUUUUCAAGGGGAUGUGUUUAAAUACCAUCCAUAUGCUUGCUUUUAGCGGACCAGCUACACUUCACGUCAAAAUGUGCCCAUAAUUUUUUUAAUGAAUAUUUGGCUUUUAUAUUUUAUUUUUUU